Messenger RNA from Ornithorhynchus anatinus (platypus), 2595 nucleotides. RefSeq names its product testis specific 13 (gene TSGA13). Lineage: Eukaryota; Metazoa; Chordata; Mammalia; Monotremata; Ornithorhynchidae. The transcript is spliced from 14 exons. The record is from RefSeq and is a predicted model, not a curated record. Bases 1776 to 2567 code for a protein of 263 amino acids.
CCUCCUCCUCCUCCUCCUCCUCCACCUCCUCUCCGCAAACCCCCUCCGACCAGGGGAGAGACCAACUUUUUAUCCAUCAGCCCCAGCUAGGACUGCACCUGUCUCCAAGGGUCACCAUCAUUCACCGCCAUCCUCCGAAGGAAAUUCUGGAACGAGACUAUGAUCUACAAAUAAAAAUGCGCAUCUUUUUUUCCUCUCCUCUCCCUCCCCCCCCCCAUCCUCCCGCCACCCCCACUUUGCUCCGAGAGAAGCAGAGGGAGACGGAUUUCAGCAGCCUCUGGCUCACCCCAAGUGGACAGGACACUGGGCAAAAAUCAGGAGGACUUUGAGAGCUGAGAAAGCUUGACACCUGCUUGCUGAGAAAUGAGAGAAGAAUUGUUCCAUGUCUGUUUCCUAAACUCAACUGGCAGGAAACUCCUUGUGGAAUAAUUAAAAAGCUGAAGGCGACACACUGGGAUUUAAGCCCGCAGAUGAAAUAAAAUGCAUCCUCUACCGGAAACACGCAUCACCAUUCCUUGUGAGUUCAAGGAGGAGAAAACCAGAGGGAACAAGGCACCUGAAAGGAGCAGAGAAAACUUUUCAAUGAGUUUUGCAGUACAAGCCGUCUCAGACAUCGCUGCCUUUAACACGAAGAGGAUUCUGUGCGCUUUUGCGGCUCCUUAAUGAUCCGUUUUACUUCUAACACUGUACCUUUGCUGCAUAUUUAACUGAGAAUUUGAUGAGGCGCCGGAAGAAUGGUAGUUCAGUGAGACUUAAAAGAACAGUCUGUACUUUCUUUUUUUUUUUUUUUUUUGGCCCCUGCAAUUUCAAUUUACUUCAUGUUCACAGGGAUCUUGUACCACUCACACAUUUCUCAUCUUCCACGUUUUAAGAUUGGGAGCGUACAAGGGACGGGAACCUGAUCCCGAGCAGUUCCUUUAAGUUGGUGGACUGGGUAUGUUUCAAGGAGCAGCAGCAGGACUACUGAUCCUCGGAAGCCUCACUGCCUCACUGUUGUAAAUUCGGACAACCUGGAGAGCUUUUUUUUUUUUUUUAAACCUUUGAGUCGCUCUACAAACUCAGGAUCUGAAAGUGGUCCCUUUACCGAUUUAAAGAGCAACCAGCGGCCUCAGAGAAGGAAUCUGCUUCAACAUAUUUACAACCUGCUCACUCUUCUGUAAGACCUCAAGAUUCCAAUGUCUGUGAGCCUGCAAAUAAGAUGAGCUGGAAAAAGGUGGAUCAGGCACUUGCUCCCUUUUUUUAUUUGCCCGUGCCCCAAAUGGGAUAUAAUUCCUGCGCAUCCGGGAAAGACCGAUCUUCACCUGAUUAUCCAGCUGGGGAACAUUUGAGGGGGCAGGUGAAUGCGGAGAAACUUCUGGCAGGGCCACUUGGAUUUUUCAAGGCUCCGGGUUGCGCAACGAAGCAGAAGAUCUUUGAAGCUGCAGGAGGAGGUCAGAGCAACCCGUCCGCAAGGUGCCGGUCUCUUAACCAAAUCUCACUGUGCCCUCGGAGAGGAAUUUUGCAUGGAAAACUCAGUCCGUGAGCCACCACACGCCCACGAAAGUGAGAGUUUGGAAGGUUUGGAAGCCUCCAGCUGCCUCUGAAGGAGAAGAAAAGUAUAACUCUCUGCACCUGAACCCUCGGGAGUCUCUUUUGCUCCAGGACUGAAAAAUCAGCUCCAUUUGGAAUCUGGAAGCCACCGUCACCUAUGUGAAAUCAUAGGGGGAUUGACCUAUAAGGAACUGAGGAAAAUUCUGGGAAAUGAAACAUUUGUCUUCAGUUGAACGCCACAGACAAUGCAAGAGGCCAGAGACCUGCCUAAAAACAACAACCUGGAAGCUUCAGACUCCCUGGAAUGGACUCAGGAGAUUACAAUGAAGUCCAAGUUUGUCUUAGAGAACCUUCAGGAGUACACCAUCCAACCAGACUUGGCCCAGUACUACAAGCCAUUCGAGCCCUCAAAGCUCCAGCAGUUCACCACCCACUUCCGGCAAGACAAAGGCCUCCUGUUCCGGGUUUUGGAGUUUGACCAGGAAAUGACCACUCUGAUCUUGACCAACAAUCCACUUCCCACCCUGAUCAACUGGCAAGGAGAGGGCACCCUCUCACGCUACUUCUCCCAGGACCUGCUGAAUGAGCAGAAGCCACAGAAGUCCGUGGAGCGCAUCAGGUUUCCCCCACUGGUGCCGCAGCAGAAGACGGAAAGGGCCAGGCGAAACAAGACUUUUACCGUGACCCUGGGAGAAGACCCUAAACCCAAGCAAAAGCAGUGGUUCAGAUUUUCCACCGACAGUGAUUUCAAGUGUGAAGGGCGUUUUUCAAAGGGCUACGUGAAGAAGAAGCAAAAGAAAAUGUAUCCCCAACUCCGCUUUGCUCCCGUUCCUAAAACAGCAGAUGAAAUGCCAAGGCUGGCCCCUGGGGAGUCGGGGGCCAUGAAGAGCAGGAGGGAUUCUGCAGUGCCUAAGGAGCCCUUGACCCUGGCCACCCUCCUGGAAGAAAACCCCACCAAGGUUGUGCCUGGGGAACACAGCUUCCGUUAUGGGAGAGCUCCGCAGUGGCUGGUCAACAACGCGGUGGUCCAGAGAUGAAAAUAUAACUUGGAUUUAGGGAUUUGGA